Pelobates cultripes (western spadefoot toad) is the source of this 369-nucleotide messenger RNA. The record is from the annotation of a GenBank genome assembly. Lineage: Eukaryota; Metazoa; Chordata; Amphibia; Anura; Pelobatidae.
AUGCAUCCUCCUGGACCCGGAACAUAUGUGGGCGUGGUCGCAGUCCGCUUGCAUCAUUCAUUGUGCGGCAGGACUGCGGCCGCGAGAGAGGGGACCGACCAGGUAUACACGCUCCGAGCGCUCGGAUCGCUUGCUGUCUUCAUGGCGUGCAGAGAGCUGUGGCCACAUGCUGGGGCAGCCCUGUCGCUCACUUAUAAAAGUGACCGGGCUGCUAAUAUUAAAAUGGGCGGCACUUGGUCCCGAUCCCCACUAGGAUCUGCGGCUUCACGGCUGUCUGUCCUGGCGGAAGGGGCCUUGGACUCCACUACAUUGCAUAUUAAAGGGCCGCAUGCGCUAAGCGGGGAGGGAGAAAGAAACAGACAGUCCUGA